AUGGACUACCGCAGCACAGGCCGCAGCACCUUUCUGGACUGCGUCGCCGCGCAGGCUACUACUACCGGUUUUCCCAAUGGUCAACAGUUCGACCCAUCGGAGGUUCCAGCCUGUGCUCAGGAGCUAGAAAACGAGUACGGCGAUCUCGCUUCAUUCUCGGUGACAAGCGCAGCAACCGACGUGACGAAGUUCAUCUCAGGGUACACGAGCAGCGCCGAUACCAUCAUCUACGUCACCGGCUAUGGCACGUGGUUGGCGGAACGUCUAAUGCAUCUGGCCCCUCCCAAGGUGACGGGGUACGUCUUGGACGGUAUUGCUACGACCUCAGGCUCGCCGGCCGAAAAGUUCAUGUACACUUCUACUUGGGACACCGACUUUGGCGAAGUCGGCGACCAGUUCCUAGACCUCUGCUCACGAGACAAAACCUGGAGCAGUCGCUUCAAGAAGUCCAAUACUUUGCCCAAAGUGCUACAGAAGCUGCUCGCAGAGUUUGACAAGAAUCCCAACUCGACGUGCGCAACGAUCUUGACCGACGGGACCGUGAUGCCGUCGGUUACCCUACGCAGUACGCUCAGCACAAUGCUGAUGGACGAUGAGCAACGGAAACUCAUUCCACCGCUGGUUUACCGACUGAAUCGGUGCAACAAGAGAGACGUCGACGUUCUGACCAACUUCGUAGAGGCGAGUAGUGCUACUACGAAUUCCAAGAGUCAGGACGACUCGCUCUACUCGCCGCUGCUAUAUUACCUGCUCAACUUCUCGGAAAUGUGGGAAACUCCGUCGUCUUCAAUGCAAGAGAUGGAAAAGCAAGUUGAACCCCAGACGCCGUUAACGUAA
Molecule: messenger RNA, 837 nt
Organism: Phytophthora sojae
Lineage: Eukaryota; Oomycota; Peronosporomycetes; Peronosporales; Peronosporaceae
Exons: 2
Coding region: 1-837 (278 amino acids)
Source: RefSeq, a predicted model, not a curated record